AUGGGUUCUCCUGGAAAGUGGAUCAAAUCACUGAUCGGAACCAAAAAUUCCCCAUCAAAAGAUAAUGGUAAAGUGGGUGGUAAGGGCAGGAAGUGGAAACUAUGGAGGGGUGUUUCGAAGGGUGUUAAAGGAAGGGGGAAUUCCCCGGAGACGGAGGAAUCUGAAUCUUCUUCUUAUUUGUAUGGCGGUGAGAUGGCGGCGGCAGUGGCAGCUUUGGCCAAAGCUUCACCUAAGGAUUUCAUGGUGGUCCGGCGAGAAUGGGCCGCCGUUCGAAUCCAGACAAUUUUUCGGUCUUUUCUGGCAAAGCGCGCUUUAAGGGCCUUGAAAGCAUUGGUAAGACUACAAGCUAUAGUCCGGGGCAGACUGGUUAGAAAGCAAGCCGCUGUAACAUUAAGGUGCAUGCAGUCGCUUGUUCGAGUUCAGACUCGAGUUAGGGCUCAAUGCAUUAAAACAUCUGCACAAGGGCAUGCCCCAAAGAAUCAGAGCGCUGAUCCUAUAAAGCAAGCCGAGAAUGGAUGGUGUGACAGUUCUGCAACAGUUGAAGAAGUGAGGUCGAGAUUACUAACGAAACAAGAAGGCGCUAUCAAGAGGGAAAGGGCGAAUGCAUAUGCCCACGCCCUUUCUAAACAGCAAUCCAGAAGAAGCCCGAUCUUGUAUUCAAGAACGAACAAGAUGGUUACUCCAAAUAAGUUGGAUAAGAACAAUUCAGGACUCGACUGGUCAGAACGCUGGAAUUGGAUGCAAAACAAGCCAUGGGAUACUAGGUCAGUUGGAGAAUUUCAAACUGCUAGAUCCUCUUCAAAUUCGUGUGACCACGAUUCAGUUACAGUUACACGGAAUAACAUAUCUACCAGAAUAUCCCCAAAAUUUCCAAAAACUUGUCAAAUCACUCGCUCAUCAUCUGAACCAUGUUCUGCAUUUUCGUAUGAUGAGAGUACAACAUCAAAUUCAUCCACAACUACUUCUGAGACUCAGACUCAAGGGUCAGAAAAUACUCUAGCCGAGGGAUAUGGUGCCAAACCUAACUAUAUGAGUCUAACACAAUCGAUAAAGGCCAAGCAGAAACCAUGCAAUUAUUUGUCUCAUACUUAUACUGGAAUGAGGCAUUCAAUCGAGGAUUUACACUAUCGUAGAAAGCUAAGUCCGGUUUCGAGGGGGCUGGCUCGAAGGACUGCCGACACUGAUCUCUAUUCUGUCAACUUGUGCAAAGAUCUAUACCCUCCGAUGUUGCAAGAUGACAUGUAA
Molecule: messenger RNA, 1245 nt
Organism: Fraxinus pennsylvanica
Lineage: Eukaryota; Viridiplantae; Streptophyta; Magnoliopsida; Lamiales; Oleaceae
Source: the annotation of a GenBank genome assembly